AUGUACGACGAUUGCAUAUUCCUUUCGUUGAGAUUCCCGCAGAAAUUGUGGCGUAUAGUGAACGAAUGCAGGAGCGGCGCGAUCCGUUGGAGCCUGAACGGCAAUACCAUUCUUCUCGACUACAAGAAAUUUCAGGAACAGUAUCUCGACGCGGGCAAUUCCAUCUUCAAAACGAAGAACAUUACGAGCUUCAUCAGGCAGCUGAAUCUCUAUGGUUUCCGGAAGGUGACGUCGCACAAUAGAGAUCCGAUUUGCAAUUCUCAGAAUCCAGACGUUCAUGAAUUUCUGCAUGAAAAUUUUCGCACUGGACGGCCGGAUCUCUUGUCGAGGGUGUACAGGAAAACUGCCGGGAAAAGACACUGUCAACGGCUUAACGUAAAAAAUGCCGUGGAGCAAAACUUCUUAAACAAGAACACCGAACACGUUUCACGUUUGCAUAUGUGUCGGUUGGCGUUAACGAAAACGUUAGAACAGAUAUCGCGAGAAUACCAACAAACGCAAAAUCGUAAAUUAAAAGACGAAAAUACUUUAAAUUCUCCUGAAAAAGUAUUUAAUUUUGGUUCAUAUAUGCAACAAAACCGUGAAACCGCCGUAGAUUGGAUUACAAAAGAUUCGGUACCGAUUUCUUUAAAAAAGGAUAAUUCAAAUGACACACAACUUACUCCUGGUGUUUAUCUUAAAUGGACAAAUUCUUCUAAAAAUAUUAGUUAA
Molecule: messenger RNA, 711 nt
Organism: Heterotrigona itama
Lineage: Eukaryota; Metazoa; Arthropoda; Insecta; Hymenoptera; Apidae
Source: the annotation of a GenBank genome assembly